This is a messenger RNA of Cynara cardunculus var. scolymus (artichoke), 2616 nucleotides long. RefSeq names its product ABC transporter B family member 25, mitochondrial-like. Gene Ontology annotation, biological process: transmembrane transport; intracellular iron ion homeostasis. NCBI's taxonomy places the organism in Eukaryota, Viridiplantae, Streptophyta, Magnoliopsida, Asterales, Asteraceae. The record is from RefSeq and is a predicted model, not a curated record. Gene Ontology annotation, cellular component: mitochondrial inner membrane. The transcript is spliced from 20 exons. Gene Ontology annotation, molecular function: ATP hydrolysis activity; ATP binding; ABC-type transporter activity. The coding region runs from base 185 to 2434 and encodes 749 amino acids.
AAGACCCUUGUACAAGCAAACCCUUGAACCCCUCGCCGAUGAUCUCGCCGCCACCAAUUCCAUUUCCUGAUUACCUUUUUCUUACACUCAUUUAGGUUUCUGCCCAAUUUUUUAAUGCCAUAACGUGUUCACAUCGUAGUCAACGACUUUUCAUCCAUUGCCAACACCUUUAAAUUGAACAAAUAUGCAAUCAACAAUGGCCACAAGGUGCGUUAGGGCUCGUGAACUCAUCCUUCGGACUACAGGCACCAAGAUGAUGAUGGGUUACAGCCACAGCUGUAGCUGUAGCAGUAGCAGUGGCGUUUCUCGUUCGUUAAUCCCACAGACUUUCGUCACUGGUUCACACGGUUUCAGUAAUCGUGUUUUAAUCAGUCAGGUUGUUGUACGCCGGGCUAAUUCAUGGGGUGUUUUGAAGAACUCUACGCAUUUCUUGAGGAAUUUAACUGCGUUUGUUUCGGAUUUCUCACCUACUCCCCAGAAAAAACCUGGUUCUAUGCCAAAUGGGAUUGCUACAUUAACAACAUCAAGUGGGGCACAGGGGGCAAAGAAAAAUAAAGAAGAUGAUGAAAAAGAUCUUGUUGCUAAAGGGGAUGAAAUUAGUAACAUGAAGAUUCUUAGUACACUUGCAAAAUACUUGUGGAUGAAAGAUAACAUAGAGUUCAGAUUGCGAGUGCUCAUGGCCUUGGGUUUCUUGGUUGGUGCCAAGGUGAUGAAUGUUCAGGUUCCCUUUUUGUUCAAACUAGCUGUUGACUGGUUAACGACAGCGACAGGGAAUCCGAGUUCAGUUGCCCAGUUUGCGGCUUCUAAUCCUACAGCUUUAGCUCUUUUUGUUAGUCCAGCAGCUGUGUUGGUUGGUUAUGGUAUAGCACGAACAGGGGCUUCUGCUUUCAACGAGCUGAGAACUGCAGUGUUCUCAAAGGUGGCAUUGCGGACUAUUAGAUCAGUUUCGAGGAAGGUUUUUUCACAUUUGCAUGAGCUUGAUCUAAGAUAUCAUCUGAGUCGAGAAACAGGAGCUUUAAAUCGAAUUAUUGAUCGUGGUAGCCGAGCUAUUAAUUUCAUCCUUUCAGCCAUGGUAUUCAAUGUUGUACCGACAAUACUAGAGAUUGCAAUGGUAGCAGGUAUUCUCGCAUACAAAUUUGGAGCAACAUUUGCAUGGAUUACUUCUUUAUCUGUUGCUGUGUAUAUUGCCUUCACGUUGACUAUAACACAAUGGAGGACUAAAUUCAGGAAGGUAAUGAACAAAGCUGAUAAUGAUGCAAGCACGAGGGCAAUUGAUUCACUUAUAAAUUAUGAGACCGUGAAGUAUUUUAACAACGAGCAUUAUGAAGCUGAGGAGUACGAUAAAUAUUUGAAGAGGUAUGAAGAUGCUGCCUUGAAGACACAACGGAGUCUUGCUGUUUUAAACUUUGGGCAAACUUUAGUGUUCAGUACUGCUCUUUCAGCCGCCAUGAUACUGUCUUCAAAUGGCAUAAUGAAUGGUCUAGCGACUGUUGGUGAUCUGGUUAUGGUGAACGGACUCCUGUUCCAACUGUCUCUUCCUCUCAAUUUCCUUGGCAGUGUUUAUCGUGAAACCGUGCAGAGUCUUGUUGACAUGAAAUCCAUGUUUCAGCUGCUUGAGGAGAGGGCAGAAGUCAGAGAUGCAGAUGAUGCAAAGCCUCUCAAGUUAGGUGGAGGUAGCAUUGAAUUUGAAGAUGUUCAUUUCAGUUAUCUGCCGGAAAGAAAGAUUCUUGAUGGGAUAUCUUUUGUGGUGCCAUCUGGGAAAAGUGUGGCUAUUGUUGGAACUAGUGGCAGCGGUAAAUCAACUAUCCUUAGAAUGAUAUUCAGGUUCUUUGACACCAAUUCUGGCACGGUGAGGGUAGAUGGUCAAGAUGUAAGGAAGGUUACACUUGAAAGCCUUAGGAAAUAUAUUGGCGUUGUCCCACAAGAUACGGUAUUAUUCAACGAUACAAUAUUUCACAACAUUCAGUACGGGCAGCUUUCAUCUACACCCGAAGAGGUAUAUGAUGCUGCUCGAAAAGCAGCAAUUCACGACACUAUCAUGAAAUUCCCACAACAAUAUUCUACUCUAGUAGGGGAACGUGGUCUUAAGCUUAGUGGUGGUGAGAAACAAAGAGUUGCAUUGGCUCGUGCGUUCCUGAAAGCUCCUCCUAUCUUGCUGUGUGAUGAAGCAACAAGCGCACUCGAUAGCACAACCGAGGCAGAGAUUCUGACUGCAUUGAGGUCACUUGCAAAUAACCGAACAGCGGUCUUUGUUGCUCAUAGACUUACAACUGCAAUGCAGUGUGAUGAGAUUAUCGUUCUGGAGAACGGGAGGGUUGUCGAACAGGGUGCUCAUGAAGUUCUGCUGUCAAAUGGUGGUAGAUAUGCACAACUUUGGUCACAGCAAAAUAACACAGUUGAUGGUCUUGAUGCAGCCAUCAAAUUAGAGGCUUAAUAAUUCUGUAUGCAAAUUAGUUAUUGAUUUUAUAUUAAUCCAAAUUUUUGUUAUGAAGAAACAAAUCGAUUAAUCGAGAUCAGGUUUUUCAUAUAGGUUUUCAUAUUAGAUAACGAUUGAUACCGACCCCUUAUGUAACAUUCUACGCUUAAGCAUAAUUCACAACCAAAUUUGUUGCGGAA